AAUUUAAGUUUCGGAUUUUUCGCUCCUUUGAACACUUACAAGUUUGCAACAAUGAAGAUAUAUGUUAUAUUGUUAAUUGCUAUUGCAAUUAUUAUGAUUUCUGGUAUCAUGGCUGAAGAAACGCCUUCUAGUAAAGAAGUGGUUUCUACUAGUAAAGUGGUUACUAUUAAAAAAAAUCCUCUCCUAGAUAUUUUGAGCAAACUAAAGGAAAAAGAGGCAUUUAGCAAACUAAAGGAAAAAAAGGCAUUUAUACGCUUAAUAAAGAAUUGGAUAAUCCACUUGCAACAAUGGCUGCUCAUAAUGGCGUUAAAUGCAGGCUUUAAUCUUGCUUGGGGAUGGACAUAUGAUUUUCUAUUUGGAGUUUAUGGAAUGACGCCAAUCCCAUAUUUUCCAAAUCCCAUACUUCCAUAGAAUUAAUGCAAUAUAAUACAAAAUAAUUGUAUAAUAUUUCAUAUUAUGAUGCAAGAUAAUCAGCAGAUUCUUCAACUAAUGCAAAUAUUCUAGUAUAAUUUGACAAAUCAUUGUGUGCGUAAUCAUGAAGAAUUACGAAAUAAUAUUUCCUCCAUCGGA
Molecule: messenger RNA, 570 nt
Organism: Camponotus floridanus (Florida carpenter ant)
Lineage: Eukaryota; Metazoa; Arthropoda; Insecta; Hymenoptera; Formicidae
Exons: 2
Coding region: 52-411 (119 amino acids)
Source: RefSeq, a predicted model, not a curated record